This is a messenger RNA of Chlamydomonas reinhardtii, 3372 nucleotides long. RefSeq lists its product as uncharacterized. Gene Ontology annotation, cellular component: EMC complex. The record is from RefSeq and is a predicted model, not a curated record. Gene Ontology annotation, molecular function: protein binding. Gene Ontology annotation, biological process: protein folding in endoplasmic reticulum. The transcript is spliced from 12 exons. NCBI's taxonomy places the organism in Eukaryota, Viridiplantae, Chlorophyta, Chlorophyceae, Chlamydomonadales, Chlamydomonadaceae. Bases 92 to 3010 code for a protein of 972 amino acids.
CUUAUCAAUGGAUACCCUGUAGGCUAUCACCAUCCAUUGAGCGGUGCUGAUACACAAGCAUGACCCGCUAGUUCAACACAAGUCCUCCAAAAUGCGCGGACCGCUUGGUGGCAUGCAUGUGCAAAUUCUUCUAGCUCUCAUUAUAUAUGCCAUAGUUGUAGCAGCUCGGUUUGAGGACCAGGCUGGUGCGUAUGACUGGUAUAAACAGCACAUUGGCAUAGCCACGUCUGCACAAUUUCAUCCCAGCAAGCCGCGUGUUUGCGUGGCGACGGAGCAGUCGGUGGUCGGCUGCUUAAACCUGCGCGAUGGCAGCAUCGCGUGGCGGAAGUCACUUCAGACAGCUCAUGCAGCGCCAUCAGUAGCAUACGUUGAAAGCUCGAGCUCACUGGUGACGGCGUCAGGUGGCUUGGUUCGCGCGUUCGAUCUGGAGGGCGGCCUCAAGUGGCAGCGCAAGCUGCCUGUGCAGUCAGGAGCAUUUGUUUCGGAAGUUAAGGGCAAAGGCAGUGACAACUCCAGUGGCGCGAUCCUGGCUGUCCAGGCAGGCGCGGUCCAGGUCCUGGACGCUGCGGACGCGUCCCAGCUGUCGAAGCCGCAUCAGCUGAAGGGCCUGGCCAAGGACAACAUCGUUGCCGCCGACGGCUACCUCGUAGCGUACAACACCGGGUCCAAGGCCGUGCUGCUUGUGUCGACGUCCAGCUUUGUUGCCGGCGACGCGGCCGCUGAGGUGGUGGUGGAGGCACCACAGAAUCUGUCGGCAGCGGCUGCAGGCGGGCCGGCUGGCUUUGCGGCGCUGUCCGCUUGCGGUAGCUCGCUCUGUGUCCUGCGACUUGGCGGCUCCGGGGAUGCGGCGUUCAGUUGCCUGCGCCUGGACGCGCUUGUUCCGGAGCUGACCGCGGCCCCCGCGGUUAGCCGCAAGCUGAUUGCCACCUCGGCAGGCUUCGUGCUUUUGAGCAGCGAUGCGGGCGCUGCUGUGCUCUCCGUCGUUGAUGGCGCACCCAAGCUGCUGCGCUUCAAUGCUGCCGCCAUGGGCGCCUCGGCAGAGGCCGUGGUGGGCGACGACACGGCUGUGGGGCUGGUUGAGGGCGCAACUGGCGACAAGCUGCGGCUGGUGGUGGUGUCGGUGUCCAGCGGCGAGGUGCUCCAGGAGGAGGACUUCCCGGCGGCGGCACUGAACCGUGCCGCCCAUGGUGCCGCCCUGCAGCCCGGCUUGGUGGCGCUUGGCGCUUUCCGCAAGAAGGACAAGAGCUGGGGUGUCAGGGCACUGGUGGUGUUCCGCUGCGGCCUGACGGCGCUGCUGCAGCAGGGGGUGGUUGUGUGGAGCCGCGACGAGAGCCUGGCCACCAUCCGCCAGACGCUGUUCGUGGACCUGCCCGCAAACGGCACCGCGCUUAAGGGCGACGCGGCCGCCAAGGCCGACAUGAACACGCGCAUCCGGUACCAGGUGCUCGGCGCCAAAGUGCAGCUGAAACUGAACACGCCCGCCGAGGCAGCCGAGCUGCUGGAGCUUCGCGGCCUGCUUUCGGACAAGAACACGCCCACGCGUGACGUCAACGGCUUCCGCAAGCUGCUGCUGGCGCUGACCGGCACAGGCUCGCUGUCUGCGCUGCACAAUGGCGACGGCCGCGUCCUGUGGUCGCGCACCUUCGCGCCGGAUGCCGUGCCCACGCGCCUGCUGCAGUGGCGCUCGUACCACGACAUCACGCACGCGCCCGAGGUGCUGCUGCUGCGCGAGACCCAGCCCGGCGCCUACGUCUCAGCCAUUAACGCGCACACCGGCGAGGAGCUCUGGAAGCAGCCGCUGACGCACGGCGUUUCGCGCGUGGUGCCCGUGCCCGCCCCGCUUAUUGAGGGUUCGGCGGUGCAGAGCGUCUACCUAUUGGUGGACCAUGCACCGGCGCCGGGCGCGGUCCCGGCCGUCACGUUGCUGCCGGACACUGCCGCCGCACAGGCCCACUUUGCCUCAUCGCAGCGCGCGCCGUACCUGUUCUGGGAGGGCUCGCAGCCGGGCGUGCUGCAGGGUUUUAGCCUGGAGGCGGGGGCUGCUGGGGCCGGUAUCUCGGCCCGCCUGGCGUGGCAGGUGGCGCUGCCGGACUCUGUGCUGGCGCUGGCGACCCGUGACCCCACCGAGCCCAUCCAGUCGUCCGUCAAGGUUCUGUCCGACCGCACCAUCAAGUACAAGUACCUCAACCCCAACCUGCUGUUUGUGGCCACUGGCCUGGCCAACGGCGCGGCCCUGGACGGCGACGACUCGACGGCCGUCACGGCGCACCUGGUGGACACCGUGACCGGCCGCGUGCUGUACAGCCAGUCCCACCCGGGCGCGCGAGGCCCUGUGACGGCGGUGGUAUCUGAGAACCUGGUUCUGUACCACUUCCGCGACGUCGAGAGCGGCAGGUUCGUGGCCUGCUCUAUGGAGAUGUACGACGCCACGCCCGGCCGCGAAUUCAGCGUGUUGGACUACCUGUUCAACCCCAACAGCACGCAGCCCGUGUCUUCGCUGACGCCCACGCCCAUCGAGGUGGUGAGCCAGUCUUACUUCUCCCGCAUCGUGCCCACGGGCCUGGCCGUGACGCGCACGGAGCAGGGCAUCACCGCCAAGCAGCUACUGGUCGUGACCAACACCGACCAGGUUUAUGCACUAGACCGCCGAUGGGUGGACCCACGACGCCCCAAGAAGCAAAAGCUGACGCAGGACGAGAUGGAGGAGGGCCUGACGCCAUACCAGGACACUCUGCCCUUCUCGCCGCUCAGCUUCGCCACGCUGGACAAGCAAGUGCUGGGCCUGCGCGCCGUGACGGUGGAGCCCACCCGCCUCGAGUCGACCUGCCUCAUGUUCGCGCACGGCGUGGACCUGUUCUACACGCGGCUGGCCCCCGCUAAGGGCUUUGACAGCCUGGAGGAUGACUUCAACUACGCUCUGCUGAUUGCGGCGCUGGUGGCUCUUUCGGUUGGCGCUGUCAUCAUGAACUACAUGACCAAGCAGGCGCAGCUGGCGUGGAAGUGGAAGUAGUUGGCGGGCGUGGAAACGGCUUGCACGUUAUGGUUAGUUGGCUGAACGCCGUGUGAUAGUUUUGGCGAAGCAGGGGUGGUGACGUUUAUGGGGUCGGCUAGUCUGAGGGAUAAUGGGCUUAUCUCACUCUGCAUCCCAUGUCGCAGGCCUUUCCGCAGGGGCAUUGCCAGAAAGCAGGUACUGUCUGCCGCAACGUGUGCCCGUGUGUGCUCCGUUAUGUUCGGCGGCAUCGUUACUAACAUGGCCGUGCGUAAGAUGAAGUAAGCUGGGGUAUAGGGAUGCAGCGGGGUUGAAGUAGACCGACGCUGAGCAGUAGGGCCAGUAUUUGGAGACCGGGGGCCCAAGUGUAAGUUCACAGCGGA